CUGCACAAGAUACACGACCAUCGCAGAAUAUUGCAGAAUGGACUUGCCUUUCAAGGUUGUGUUACUCGGGAAGGAACGAGUGGGGAAAACAAGCCUGUUUAAUAGGUUCCUGAAAGAUAGAUUCGACAGUGGUACCACUAGAAGGACCACCGGUACGUCAUACGGCGACAAAGCGAUUGAGGUGGACGGCAGAAAUAUUUACGUCGGCCUGUGGGACACAGCAGGAGUGGAAAAAUUUCACGCCCUGUCUCCAUUCUACUUUCGAGGGGCCCAGGCUGCUGUAGUCUGUUAUGACGUCACAAGCAAACCAAGCUUCGAAGAGGCCAUGCUGUGCGUCAAAAGCAUGAAAGCAUACGAAGAGGCUUGCAAGAUUUACUUAACAGGUACCAAGUUUGAUCUCGUGGAUUCGGGCAGAAAGAAAAAAGUGUCCCUACAGAGCGUCACGGAGUAUGCACAAGAUAUCGCCGCGGAAGUCUUCGAAACGUCCAGCAAAACUGGUUACAAUGUCAAGGAAUUGUUUUUGAAGAUUGCAAAGGAUUUUGCUGAAGUUUCAAUGGAGCCAAGAGUUGAAGCCUUUGAUGCCAAUGCGGACACCAUUACAUUGGAGGAAGUGCCAAGUAAAACAUCAAAGACCACCUGCAGCUGCUAGCCGACCAAAUAGCGUGUAGAAGAACCAUCCACGUAACCCUGGCGACCAGAAGUAGAAGCUGUUGCUAUAGGAUGGCACGGCGCAGGCGCAAAAGUGGUGCGCAUGCGUCAUCUUCAACCAAAGACUCAAUUCCGAUUCAUGCAUUUGUAGGUCACCUGAACCUUUCAAGUUCAUUUUGGGAACCUGAGAAUAAAAAGAGCAGCAACAAAAUGAAAGUCUCACUACAAGUCCAAGCUGGUUAAAGAUUGGAAUGAUUUAAUUUUGUGAUAAAUAAUGUUUACAUUUUUAAAGCCACGUUUUCCAAAAAAGUCCGAAAGUGAGGCUUCUGAUGAUCUGCCACAUGUCAUAAGACAAAUUUAGAGACAGAGAUCAAAAUGGUUUGCUUGUGAUAAAGGUCUAAUGACCUAUUGUCUUUGUGCUCUUCUUUUCAUUUUUAAAGUCUUAAGUGGAUAUAAAUGGGCCUUUCGUAACAUAAACUUACUCAGUAAGUUACAUACCGUAAGUAAUACGGUAAGUUAAGAGGGGAGAUAAUCCCCCACUUUGUUGAAAUUAUAAGGAGAUUUCCAAUUAAGAUGGCUUUUAUUGGCGCAUAUAAGUUACCAGAGACAGAGUCACUUAGUCACUUUUUCCUUCUGGAAAUCAAUUAGUUUAAUCUGUGGGCAUUGUGCUAACUAGAAAGCUGUACUGAUUUUGAAAAUCAGUUCAUCACUGAGACCUACAUCAAUAUCCCUGUGAAUAAAUAAAAAUCCAUAACACCAUUUGGGCGUAGCGUUUGGUGUAAAUUACCAAACUUCCUAUUCUCGCCCUAAUCUCUGCGGCAAAAGCUGGUUCCGACGGCAGUUAUUCAUAUGUCAUGUAGUAUACUCCUUAUAAUAGGCCUUACAAUCACAGAUUUUGUCGACUUUAGGGUUGAAGAAGCUCUGAAUGCCGAAAGGAAGAAUUUAAUACAUGUACAUGCUAAUUCCUCAAUUUUGGAAAAGGAUAAACGAUUAAAGUGAUUCUCCCUUUCUUA
Acanthaster planci (crown-of-thorns starfish) is the source of this 1661-nucleotide messenger RNA. RefSeq names its product ras-related protein Rab-24-like. Gene Ontology annotation, molecular function: GTP binding; GTPase activity. The record is from RefSeq and is a predicted model, not a curated record. NCBI's taxonomy places the organism in Eukaryota, Metazoa, Echinodermata, Asteroidea, Valvatida, Acanthasteridae.